AUGUUUUUCACGGAACCAAUGGUGGCGUGCCUUGCACUGUAUGCAUCAUUCACUUACAGUCUGAUUUACCUGAUACUUGAAGUGUUUCCGAUUGUUUUUAAAGAGAACCGAAAAUGGAGCCUCAUCGUGUCGACCCUUCCUUUCCUAUCGAUCUUAGUAGGCGUCGGGUGUGCCGUAUUCAUCAACUUUGCCAACCAGCCGCGCUACAAGCGGGCCGUUAAAGCCAACUGUGGCAAAGCAGUACCCGAGGUGCGUCUACCUCCAAUAAUUGUUGGGGGGAUUUUGCUAUCAGUCGGUCUGUUUUGGUUUGGAUGGACAGCGGCUCCGAAGUACCCAUGGCCACAACCCAUCGCAGCAGAUGGAGGAUUUGGUUAUUUUAAGCUGCAGCCCAAUAACCCAGCCACAGGUUUUAUCGGAGCAGGUUUCAAUAUCGGGUUUCAGCAAUGCCUGGAUUUUCUCGUCGACACCUAUGGUCCCUACGCUGCGAGUACAGUCUCUGCCAACACAAUUCUCCGAUCGGUCCUUGCUUGCGCAAUGCCCAUGGCUGCCCGACCAAUGUUGUUGAGUCUGGAAAUUGGGCCUGCAGCAAGCCUGCUUGGUGGGAUUUCUUGCGCCGCGUUACCAGUACCGUUGCUAUUUAUGCGAUACAGACGUGCGUUGAGACGAAAGUCGAAAUUUGUUGACGGGGAAUAG
Messenger RNA from Penicillium cosmopolitanum, 693 nucleotides. RefSeq names its product MFS general substrate transporter. NCBI's taxonomy places the organism in Eukaryota, Fungi, Ascomycota, Eurotiomycetes, Eurotiales, Aspergillaceae. Bases 1 to 693 code for a protein of 230 amino acids. Gene Ontology annotation, molecular function: transmembrane transporter activity. Gene Ontology annotation, biological process: transmembrane transport. The transcript is spliced from 2 exons. The record is from RefSeq and is a predicted model, not a curated record.